AUCCGAUAAACUUGGAGAGUACUGAUCUAAUCCACUGUCCUCACAAGUGUCAAGACUGUUGGAUUCGCACCGGCUGAGGCACAGAAAACAUCUGAAGAAAAUGAAGGCCGUCAUGAUUUUCGGGCUCCUCUUCGCUGUAGUCUACUGCCGUCCUGUAAAACGCUCAGCAAGCAGCUCAGAGAGCUCUGAGGAACAGGCAGUUGCCAAACUGCCACUCCCAGUUCUUGAUAAAGGCCCUGCAGAUCCACUAAAGGCAGCACCUGCACAGGACUUGAAAGCAGCCGUAGUAGCAGCAGCAUCUGACGAGGACACUGACGAUUCAGAUGAAACUGAGGACAAAAACACAGAAUCAGACACAGAGGGAGACAGUGCAGACAGCGCAGACACGCAAGACACGCAAGACACUUACACAGAUGACUCCAGUGAGAGUGCUGAAUCAGGAGAGACUGAGGCCACUACCGUCCCACCUGUAACCGUGGAGCCCACCCUGGACCCUAUUAUUGACAACGGUCGUGGAGACAGCAUGGGCUACCCCAGCGACUACAAGAAGACCAUCAUCUAUGUGGAUGCCAACGACAUUGAGAAAAUUCCUUUUCCCUACAAGUCCAACGGACCUGACAAAACUGAUGACCUGAACAGCAUCAGCAUGAAGACAUCUCAUUUUGAUGGCCAGGAAGCUAAUGAUGUGGAGAAGCAUCUGAAGGUGUACAAGGCUCUGCAGGUGCACAAUGAAGUCCUGGAGGAGGAUACUAGCACUCCAGAGGAGGAGAGCCAGGGUCUGGAGGUUGCCAGCAGAACAGAGGACGAGGGGCCCAGUGCAAAGCAGGCAUCCCUGGGUAGUGAGGAGAGUGCCAGUGCCAGCGAUGCCAAUGGUGAGAGCGCAAGUGCUAGUGCCAGCCAGGAGGAGACGGAAGAGUCUGACAGCAGCAAGAGCAGCGAGGAGGCCACUGCCACCCCUGGGGCUGCAGACACAGAGAAUGACUCCUCUCAGAGCUCUGAGAGUCAGGAGGAUGACUCCGCCGAGCAGGCCAUGGAAACCACGACCGAUGUCCCUGACGUCAUAAUCGCCAAAUAAACACACCACGAAGCACAAGACCCCAAUAACUGCUGUCCACAGUGAAGUAUGCAACCGUAUCCAGAGUGGUGCUAAUAAAUGACUCACUUCACAGUGCAUAAGAGAGAAAAAGGGAAAAUAAGUAGCACAGAGCAAUAAUACAGUUCAGACAAGCCUGGUCCAGGGCUGUGGCUGCAUGAGGCUACCUGUAAAGAAGCAGUUUCAUCUCAACAAAACAACAUUUUGCACAUGUAUUUACAUUAUGUUUAUGUAAAAUAUUUUAUUCUACCAUGUAUCAUGAUUUAUCCUUAAUGAAUAAAUUCUUUUUUUUCAA
Molecule: messenger RNA, 1388 nt
Organism: Pygocentrus nattereri (red-bellied piranha)
Lineage: Eukaryota; Metazoa; Chordata; Actinopteri; Characiformes; Serrasalmidae
Gene: spp1
Product: secreted phosphoprotein 1
Exons: 8
Coding region: 101-1075 (324 amino acids)
Biological process (GO): cell adhesion; ossification
Source: RefSeq, a predicted model, not a curated record